Erigeron canadensis is the source of this 1702-nucleotide messenger RNA. RefSeq names its product glutamate--glyoxylate aminotransferase 2-like. The transcript is spliced from 13 exons. The record is from RefSeq and is a predicted model, not a curated record. NCBI's taxonomy places the organism in Eukaryota, Viridiplantae, Streptophyta, Magnoliopsida, Asterales, Asteraceae. The coding region runs from base 157 to 1602 and encodes 481 amino acids. Gene Ontology annotation, molecular function: L-alanine:glyoxylate transaminase activity; L-alanine:2-oxoglutarate transaminase activity; pyridoxal phosphate binding. Gene Ontology annotation, biological process: photorespiration; biosynthetic process.
CGUGUUUCAGUGGUUGUUAUAAUUCCUAUUUUUAAAUCCUCAUCCUCCCGCCUCGUUUAUCUUUCACUAGUUUUCGGGUCAAAUUAGAAAGAAAGAAAAAAAACACCCCUGCAUUAUACUGCUAUCACUAGGAACUAUAGCUAUUGGCACAUCAGCAUGUCACGGAAAGCAUUGGACUAUGACCAGAUUAAUGAAAAUAUAAAGAAGGCACAGUAUGCUGUCAGGGGUGAGCUCUAUCUUCGUGCUUCUGAGCUUCAGAAAGAAGGCAAGAAGAUCAUCUUCACAAAUGUCGGCAAUCCUCAUGCUUUAGGACAGAAGCCUCUAACAUUUCCUCGCCAGGUGGUUGCUCUUUGCCAGGCCCCUUUUCUUCUUGAUGAUCCAAAUGUAGGACUUGUGUUUCCUGCUGAUGCAAUUGCAAAAGCUAAAUUAUACCUCUCAUACACAUCCGGGGGUCUAGGCGCUUAUAGUGACUCACGUGGUCUUCCUGGAAUACGGAAAGAAGUGGCUGAGUUUAUUCAGAGGCGAGAUGGAUAUCCAAGUGAUCCAGAACUAAUAUAUUUAACCGAUGGUGCAAGUAAAGGAGUAAUGCAGAUACUGCAAACCAUCAUCCGUGGUCAAGGAGAUGGGAUUCUAGUUCCCGUUCCUCAGUAUCCACUAUAUUCGGCUGCUAUUUCUGUAUUCGGGGGCUCUCUUGUUCCAUACUACCUAGAAGAAACUGCGAAUUGGGGUCUAGAUAUUAACAACCUUCGCCAGUCUGUUUCAGAGGCACGCUUUAAAGGAAUAACUGUAAGGGCAAUGGUGAUUAUAAACCCUGGAAACCCGACAGGACAGUGUCUUAGUAUCCAGAACUUGAAGGAAAUAUUGCAAUUUUGUUACAAAGAGAAUUUAGUCUUGCUUGGGGAUGAAGUUUAUCAGCAGAAUGUUUACCAGGAUGAACGGCCAUUUUUAAGUUCAAAAAAGGUUUUGAUGGACAUGGGUCCACCGAUUAGCAAGGAGCUCCAGCUUGUUUCAUUUCACACAGUGUCAAAAGGAUUUUAUGGUGAAUGUGGGCAACGAGGAGGUUACUUUGAGAUGACCAACAUCCCUCCUCAGACAGUUGAUGAAAUAUACAAGGUUGCAUCAAUAUCACUCAGUCCAAAUAUUCCUGGACAGAUUUUCAUGGGAGUAAUGGUCAGCCCCCCUAAACCCGGUGAUAUCUCAUAUGAGAGGUUUCUUAGAGAAAGUAAGGGAAUCCUUGAAUCACUAAGGAAAAGAGCACAUAUAAUGACCGAUGGAUUCAAUAGCUGCAAAAAUGUUGUUUGUAACUUCACAGAAGGUGCCAUGUACUCGUUUCCUCAAAUACAGUUACCUCCUAAAGCAAUUGAAGCUGCUAAAUCCGCUGGCAAAGUUCCCGAUGUUUUCUAUUGCCUUAAGCUCUUGGAAGCCACAGGCAUUUCCACAGUUCCUGGUUCCGGGUUUGGCCAAAAGGAAGGUGUUUUCCACUUAAGGACAACCAUCUUGCCAGCUGAAGAAGACAUGCCUGCAAUCAUGGACAGUUUCAAGAAUUUCAACGAUGCAUUCAUGUCGCAAUAUGAAGAUCGUGGAGGCUAUUCAAGAAUGUAAAGUUAUGUUUGUAUAUCCGCCACCAUAUAUACAUACAUGUAUAAUCAUACAAGUUACCUAUGUUUAUUUUUAAUGAAACCAACACCUAUAUGGUUGUGUA